This is a messenger RNA of Arxiozyma heterogenica, 237 nucleotides long. RefSeq names its product 60S ribosomal protein eL38 RPL38 (gene RPL38). Gene Ontology annotation, cellular component: ribosome; cytosolic large ribosomal subunit. Lineage: Eukaryota; Fungi; Ascomycota; Saccharomycetes; Saccharomycetales; Saccharomycetaceae. Bases 1 to 237 code for a protein of 78 amino acids. The record is from RefSeq and is a predicted model, not a curated record. Gene Ontology annotation, biological process: protein-RNA complex assembly; translation. The transcript has a single exon. Gene Ontology annotation, molecular function: structural constituent of ribosome.
AUGGCUAGAGAAAUUACUGAUAUUAAGCAAUUCCUUGAAUUAACCAGAAGAGCUGACGUUAAGGUCGCUACCAUCAAGAUUAACAAGAAGUUAAACAAGAACGGUAAGCAAUUUAGACAAACCAAAUUUAAGGUCAGAGGUUCCAAGACUUUAUACACUUUGAUUGUCAACGAUGCUGGUAAGGCCAAGAAGUUAAUUCAAUCUUUACCACCAACCUUAGAAAUCAACAAGUUAUAA